UGUCGGCUCCCUCGAAGGCUUCAGGAGCGGAAGACCGUCUCCUCAGCGCGAAAUUCAAACCGUCGCCAUUUUGAGGGGGAGAUUCAGCCUCCUGCGGACGGCGAGACGGGAUGGCCCCCGGCAUGAAAGGUGAUUCACGCGAUUCAGCGUUAUCUUCUUCUAGCACUGAAGGUGAUACUAUCAAAGUUUACUUGAGGGUGCGUCCUCCAGACGGAACUGUGCCAGCUGAUGGGAAUCAUGGCUUGUGCUUAUCUGUUCUUUCAUCGAACACUAUCCAUCUGCAUUCAAAGCCUGAACCUAAGAUCUUCACCUUUGAUCAUGUGGCAGAUAUGGACACAACUCAGGAAUCGGUUUUCUCAAGUGUGGCCAGAAAUAUAGUUGAAUCGUGCAUGAACGGCUAUAAUGGAACCAUUUUUGCAUAUGGCCAGACCGGUUCAGGAAAAACAUUUACUAUGAUGGGACCACCUGACUCAGAUAACUUCACUCAUAACCUGCGAGGAGUAAUUCCCCGGAGUUUUGAAUAUCUGUUUUUUCUCAUUGACAGAGAGAAAGAAAAGGCUGGUACUGGAAAGAAUUUUCUCUGCAAAUGUUCAUUUAUUGAAAUCUACAAUGAGCAGAUAUAUGACUUACUAGACUCUGCUUCAGCUGGACUAUUACUCAGAGAACACAUCACGAAAGGAGUAUUUGUUGACGGUGCAGUGGAACAAGUGUUGUCUUCGGCCACUGAAGCAUAUCAAAUGUUAACAGUGGGCUGGCGAAAUCGUCGUGUAGCAGCUACCUCAAUGAACAGGGAGUCGUCAAGAUCACAUGCUGUUUUUACUAUAACCGUAGAAUCAGUGGAGAAGAGCAACGAAGUUGUGAACAUUCGAUCCUCUCAGCUCAAUUUGGUAGAUCUGGCUGGGUCUGAGAGACAAAAAGAUACCCACACUGAAGGAGUUCGGUUGAAGGAGGCAGGUAACAUAAACCGAUCAUUAAGCUGCUUGGGCAAGGUCAUCACUGCCCUUGUCGAUGUAAGCAAUGGGAAACAGAGACACGUAUGCUACAGGGAGUCGAAGCUCACUUUUUUACUGCGGGAUUCCCUUGGAGGUAAUGCAAAAACUUGCAUCAUAGCAAAUAUUCAUCCAGGAUCCAGAUAUUUUGGUGAAACCUUGUCCACUCUUAAUUUUGCUCAGAGAGCAAAACUAAUUAAAAACAAGGCUGUGGUAAAUGAAGACACCCAAGGGAACGUAAAGCAGCUCCAGACUGAACUGAAGAAACUGAAAGAGCAGCUUGCUCUGCUAACUUCAGGGAGAUCUUUGCACGAUGUUUCCCUUCCCAUAGGUACCCUCACACAUGAGGUGGGGAAAAUGGAUUAUAUGAACAGUUUCCUUGAAGCUAUGCUGUUCUUGGAAAAAUCUGAAAGUGAAAGAAAGGUACUGCUAGAUAAAGUUGCCCAGCUAGAAGAUCUGUGUGUCAAAAAGGAAAAGUUCAUUCAGUCCAAUAAAAUGAUAAUUAAAUUUAGAGAAGAUUACAUAACUCGCCUGGAAAAGCUACACAAAGAAGCUUAUGGUAACUUUCUGCCCAAGGAGCAAGAAGAGAUCUUCAGGGAGCUGAAGGAGGAACUGAAGACUCUCAGAGAACAGGUGGAGCAUCAUCCCCGAGUCGUGAAAUAUGCCAUGGAGAAUCACAGCCUCCGAGAAGAGAACAAACGACUUCGUUCCUUACAGUCCGUAAAAAGAGUCCAAGAGAUGGAUGCUCAGGCCAUGGUAGAAUUGGAGAAAGCUUUCUUAGAAGCUUCAAGAAAAGAGUGUCAAAAUGGAGGUCAGCAGUUGUGUCCUACCGUCAUGUCAACAGACAAUUGUGCAGCAUCUGUUGAAAAGCUAAAAGAGCGUCUGCUGCACAUGCAGAGAGAAUUGGCAAAUUCUCAACAAGAAUAUGAAGAAUUUAAGGCUCUGACAAAGAAAAAAAGUAGGGAACUGGAGUUGGAAGUUCAGUCUCUUCAGACAGCAAACCAGCAUCUUGAGAGAAUUUUGGAAGCAACCAAGGCUUGCAAACGCCAGGAGGUUUCUCAUCUUAACAAAAUACACAUGGAAACUAUAAAGAACAUCACAACUCCAACUAAAGCUAUUCAGCUAAGAUCUCGCUUGGUGGCAAGGCUAAGCCCUGAAACGUUGAGUCAGAAUUCUAUUGAUACUCAGAGCUCAGGAGAGAUGGAUGGUAUUUUAAAUGAACCUGUACCUGCUGAGAUGAACGAACAGGCGUAUGAGGCUAUUGCAGAGGAGCUGAGAUUGGUGCAGGAACAGUUAAGCACUUGUCAGGUCAAGUUAGAUGAGGAAGAAAGUAAAAAUGUAAAACUUCAGCAGCAUGUGUACAAGUUGGAGAGCCACUGUACACAGAUACAAGAGCUUUUCUCAUCUGGAAGAAAUGAAUGGCAAACGGAAAAGCAAAAUCUUCUGGAACAAAUAAACGCCCUUGAAAAGCAACACCAGGACACCCAGUGCAAGGCUGACAUACUGAAGAGUGAAGUCCAUGACUUGCGGAUUGUUCUGCAGUCUGCAGAUAAGGAGCUGUCUUCCAUUAAAACAGAGUAUGAUGCUUUCAGAGAGAAGCAAGAGAAAGAACUUAGUGAACUUUCUUUGCGCCACAUGAAUGUACAACUUCAGCUUGAUAGUGUGAGGCUAGAAUAUGAAAAAGUACUUGAAGGAAAGACAAGCCUACAAGAUGACUAUGACAAUCUCCAGGAAAUACUGAAAUUUGAGACUGACCAGUUGACCCAACAGCUCGUUGAAAGCAAGCAGGAAAGUGAAGUGCAGAAAAGUGCAUUUCAGAAUCUCUUACUCCUGUUGGAAAGUGAAAAGGAACAUAAUCAGAAACUGACAAUGCAGUUACAGGAAGAUAAAGAACACAGUUCUCAGGAGUUGCUGAAAGCUUCCAAAACUAUAGAUCCGGAGAAACCACCAUGUGAAAUGAUGCCAAGAUAUGAGCAACAGGAAAUAAAGCUGCAGAAAUUACAGCAAGACUUGACUGCUGCUGAAGAGCUUACUGCUUCUCUACGUAUAACAAAUGCUGCUGAUAAGGAAGUUGUCACAGACCUGAUGAGCCAGAUCCAAAAGAUGAGGAUGUCUAUCAAUCAGAAAACAGAAUACAUAGAAGGGCUGACAAGAGAACUGGAGGAUUUAAAUUAUAAGUACAACUCUGCUUUAGCUAUGAAAGAAGAAAACAAAGCGAUUAUAGAGACACAGGAAAGGCAGAUUGAAGAGUUGAGAGAGGCCAUAGAGAGAGUGCAGAUUGCUGACAAAAUUGAGAAAGAGCUUCUUUGCGAAGAUUUGAACCACACUUCUGAGCAGCUGAGCAAAUUAACGGAAGCUUCCGAAAAGUACGCAGCACUUCUUCAGUGUGCACAAGAAGAUAUGAUUAAAAAAGAAGCAAUAAUCCAAGAACUUAAGGCACAGCUAUUAAAAAAGUCAGAAGAGCUAGCAAGCUGCAAGAGUGAAUGUGAAUUUAAAAUACAACAAGCAGAAUGUUUCAGAGAUUCCGCUGUAGCAGUGUCACAGAGCCCCAAAACUCCACCAAACCUUGAUGCAUACCUGGCAAAACACUUGGAGACCCAAGAGCAGGAGAUAUUAGACCGAAGAGCCUCUGCGGUUACUCUGGAAUGCCUGGUAGCUGAGUUAAACGAAGAAAGAGAUGCUAAGAACUGUGAAAUCCUUAGGCUGAAGACUCAGUUGUGUGAAUUGGAAAACACCCGUCUGGAAAUGCAGACAUUAAUGGAAAAUAACAGAAACCUACAGAGUCAACUUGAAGAAUCAAGAAGAGGAAAGAGGAUUGGUAGUCCCAGGCAUCAAGAUGUUCAAAACCCAGAGGAGAAAGAGAAGGAAAUGAACAGAGAAAGAAUAGCAAAGACUAAAGCCAUGGAAGAAAUGCUGGCAGUCAGAUCAGAGUUAGAAAAAAACAGGCGUGAACUUAAAAGCAAGAACACUGCCUUUCAGGAAAUUACUUUGGAGGUGGAACGGACAAGAGCAUUGGAGCUGAAAGCUUUCCAGGAGAAAGAAGAAAUGAGAUCAAAACUGGAAGAAAUGUAUGAAGAGAGAGUAAAAAUGGAAAAGGAGAUGUCCCUGCUAAGGAAACAAGUUGAGUCUCUUGCUGAAGAGAACGGGAAACUGGUGGGUCACCAAAACUUAAAUCAGAAGAUACAAUAUCUCGUCAAGCUAAAGAAGGAACAUGCUAGACUGAUAGAGGAAGCUGAUGCACUUCGUGCUGAAAAUGCUUUUUUGAAAGAAAAAGGUGAAUGUGGCAAGACUCAUCCAGACUAACUGUGUCAGGAAAUGAAAGCACUUACAAUUGAUAAUAAGAAAAGCAAGUCACUUGGCGCGGCCUUCACACUAGCCAAAAGGCGCCUUUGCUCAGGAUGGAAUUGUUGCAAACAGUAUAACAUAUCAGCAGGUAGUUCUGAGUUAAAGCAUUCUUGCUUCAGAGGAUCUUGUCAUUUUUCCGCAGAAUUGCCAUUCUUACUGAGCCAUUUUAAACAAUUCUUGGAGAAGCUGGGAAAUGUUACCUUUAGUUGUUAGUAAACUUUUAGGCUUCCUAAAACACUUACGUUGAAUUUGUUGUGUACCUGAAAAGAUAACUGUAAUACUUAUAUCAAAAUGUUGUAUAUUAAUUAUUAUCAUGGAGAUACUAGGGGCAAAUAUAAACUUGGUGUCAUAUGUACUUCCUUUCUCUUAACCUGUCCUUUUCACCAGAAUUCUCUUUUCCAACCGCACACUGCCUCCCUGUAAAUGUAAAAUACUAUAAGUCCAUCAUCGAGCACAAAUGUCAACAUUGUCUUCCAACCAGGAAAUAUAUAUCUCAGCUGUUAAAUUAAGGUCCUAUUCAUUUUAAAAAACUACAUUAAGGGUUCCUUAGUUUUAGCAGAGGUUCAUUACAAAUGGCAGACAUCUUUAGAGUCUGUAAUUAAGACACAGGCAGUAGAGGGAAUAAAACUGAUGAACUGCUAGUCUUGUGAAAUAAAAUUGAAUUAGCUCUCUAGUAUUGACCUAAUUUGGUCAUGCAGUUUUACUUUUAGAAACACAUGUUUAAAUAUGGAUUAUGGGGUAUCAAUAGUAGGGAAUUUCCUGUUGUUAUGGAUGAUACAUUGCUGAAAAAUAAUGGACUUGUGGCUCAGUUCAGAUGAUCUUCCAAAUGAUAUUUUUGAUAGCAGGGAUGUGCCAUAGGCUUGCUCAUUCCCACCUUUCCCUUGCACCCAGAUUUCCUCUAACCACCUUCCCACAACAGAGUGCCCCUCCCCACAAUAAACAUAAUUCACCAACCUGGGGUGCCUGACAGGAGACACAAGUAGGAGGGUAGACGCCACAAACAGGUUGAGGUUCGAGACAACCUAACUUCCCCCUUUGAUGUCUUGGGAAUGUUUCUGGCAAAAGGCCAUUUAGCCAUUGAUUUAUUUAACUGUAAGUGCAUUGGUCCAAAGGUGGUGCCUCGCCACUUCAAGAACCCAGUGUAGCUUCCCCCUUUGGUGUAUUGGGAAUGUGAUGGGCAAAGGGUUUCCUUAGUGUUUCCUUGGGCCAUUUGCCAGGCAGAAUUUCUGCCCAUGCAAGUACAGGACGUGAAUUUGUAAUUCUAGCCUGAUACGUUUGUAGCGGUGUAUUCAUGUAAUUUUUAAGCUGUUUGUUUGUUAUAUUUAUAUGUCCCCCCUUCUUCUUCCAGUCUCACGGCAGCUUAUAUCAUGUAAAAACAUAAAUGGGUCGUUGCUGUUUUAGCUGUUUAGCCCGUUUUUGUGGUUUUAUAUACUGUUGUUGCCGCCCUGAGCCCCUUGGGACGGCGGAGUAUAAAUACAUAAAUAAACAAAUAAAACUGCCCCAAAUACUA
Messenger RNA from Sphaerodactylus townsendi, 5844 nucleotides. It is a transcript of the gene KIF15, whose product is annotated as kinesin family member 15. Lineage: Eukaryota; Metazoa; Chordata; Lepidosauria; Squamata; Sphaerodactylidae. The coding region runs from base 111 to 4292 and encodes 1393 amino acids. Gene Ontology annotation, biological process: microtubule-based movement. Gene Ontology annotation, molecular function: ATP binding; microtubule motor activity; microtubule binding. The record is from RefSeq and is a predicted model, not a curated record. The transcript has 35 exons.